Molecule: messenger RNA, 2312 nt
Organism: Solenopsis invicta (red fire ant)
Lineage: Eukaryota; Metazoa; Arthropoda; Insecta; Hymenoptera; Formicidae
Gene: RagA-B
Product: ras-related GTP-binding protein A
Exons: 6
Coding region: 438-1358 (306 amino acids)
Biological process (GO): cellular response to amino acid stimulus; regulation of autophagy; cellular response to starvation
Cellular component (GO): Gtr1-Gtr2 GTPase complex; nucleus; lysosome
Molecular function (GO): GTPase activity; GTP binding
Source: RefSeq, a predicted model, not a curated record
AUGGUGACGUCAAAACAGCUGUUUGACAAUUUUUUCGUAGUUGUUAUGAUAUAUGAAUAUACAAAAAAAAAUCUUAGAUAAAUCUGGAUUCCGAAAAUGCGUAAAAGUUAACAAAAACAUGUGCAAGCGAACAUGAACACGUCUAUUGUUGAAACAACUAACGAUCUGAAGUUGGCGUUGAGUGGCCUAAGAGCACGUUUUCAUGCGAGUUUAUGGCGUUCUUUCGAAACGAGACGCAACGUGUAAUCACACUCAAUCAACACCGUGUGUUUUGAUGCGACAGUUGGUGAUAGGCAGCCGCAAGUUGAGUGUACUGCUACGUACGAUCCUUGGUCUUUAGGGCGGAGAAGUAGAUAAGUCAGACAACAGUAAGGCUAGCCAGCUCGUAAAACAUUUUUUUUCCAGAAGUUUACUGAAAUCAACGUUAUUCGUUCAAGAUGAAGAAAAAGGUGUUGCUGAUGGGCAAGAGUGGGUCUGGGAAGACAAGUAUGCGAAGCAUUAUUUUCGCCAACUAUAUCGCUCGUGAUACCCAUCGUCUAGGAGCAACAAUUGAUGUAGAACAUUCCCAUGUUCGUUUUCUCGGCAAUUUGGUUCUGAACUUGUGGGACUGCGGUGGACAGGAGGCAUUCAUGGAAAAUUACUUUGCGUCGCAACGCGAUAACAUAUUUAGAAAUGUCGAGGUGUUGAUUUAUGUCUUCGAUGUGGAGUCGAGAGAACUGGACAAGGAUAUGCAUUAUUACCAGAGCUGCUUGGAGGCAAUACUGCAGAACAGCCCGGAGGCAAAGAUAUUUUGUCUGGUUCACAAAAUGGAUCUUGUGCAGGAGGACCAGCGUGAUUAUAUAUUCAGGGAAAGGGAGGAAGAUCUGAAAAGACUGAGUUUGCCUUUAGACUGUACCUGCUUUCGCACUAGCAUAUGGGAUGAAACAUUAUAUAGAGCAUGGUCGUCCAUAGUAUAUAUGCUGAUUCCCAAUGUAAAAGAGCUUGAGCAGAGCUUGAAUCAGUUUGCCAACAUUAUUGACGCGGAUGAAGUUCUUCUGUUUGAAAGAGCAACCUUCCUAGUGAUAAGUCAUUGCCAGCGAAAGUUUCACAGAGACGUUCAUCGCUUUGAGAAAGUUUCCAAUAUCAUAAAGCAAUUCAAACUGAGUUGCAGCAAGUUAGCGGCGCAAUUUCAAAGUAUGGAAGUUAGAAAUACCAAUUUUGCGGCCUUCAUUGAUAUAUUUACCUCGAAUACGUACGUGAUGGUCAUCAUGUCCGAUCCAACUAUACCAUCUGCGGCGACGUUAAUCAACAUACGCAACGCGCGGAAACAUUUUGAAAAGUUGGAGCGCGCCAGCCAGAGCUCGGCGUUAUCCAGAUAGAAGUCGGCGCGACCCAGGCGCCUCGUCACCCGGGUCCAUCCUGUUAAUAACUGCUGAAUUUCUGGGAUCGUAUCGUGUUAAGAUAUAGCGCGAUCGUGCGGGGAUUUGUUGACGAGAUCGGAAUCACAAAGUAUACUUCAAUGUAUGGCUUUCAACGUGAGCGUUUAUGACAAAAUAAGUAAUAUAUAACGACGUGUCCGAAAGAGGCUGACGGUUAUCGCUAUAUUUCAGGUAUAUUAGGACUAUCGAUAUGAAUUCAUCCCACAUGUUGCGCGCAGAUGCAUUGCGAUCAUAGUGCAUCUGUAAUUUAUCGACGUAGAAUAAUUUCCAUACGCGUGGUUCUCUUGCUUCAUUUCUAGACAGUUAUUAUGGAAUUGUUCGAAAUGGAUUUCAAUCAGAAUUAUUCAUUUAUUCUGUACAUUUCUGUUGUGUUUUUUAGGGAAAACGAAACAAUGGAUCGAAAUUCGUUUCGAACAGUUUGAUAGUACGUACUCUGAAAUAAUUUUUUAUUUACGAUUCAAUGAAACGUGUCGCAAUAACAUCCAACGAAUGUUAUAAUUAUAAAUAAAUCAUUGCAACCAUACGUUGUUCUUUUUUGCAUGCAUCACGAUCUCAUAGUAUAAGACUGAGUGUUCACUUGAGAGCUUCUGUUCGCGAUGAUCUACGACAAUAUAAGUUUCCUGUGAAUAUAAUACAUAUCGAUACCGCUCUCUCCUUUAAUUAUGUAUUCACUAAUUUCAAUUUUACUCUUAAAGAUUGUUCUUGAAUAUAAAAGAAGCUUUCAAGUGGACGUGAAGCUUAUUGCAUCGGAGUAUCGUAGCGUUGUAAGAUGGAUAAAUAGUUAAUGUCACUUUCGUAGGAAAAGGUUGUAUGUUGUAUUUGUAUAUUUACAACCUUAAAAAUGAUGCAAGGUUUACAUACGAGAUGUAAUAAAACUACAAUGUAUUUUUUAAA